AUGGCAAAGAAUGCCAUGUCGUCGGCGGCGUUGAUUUUGGAGUUCUCUGGUGGCGACCGCGUAAGCAAAGACUUAUGAAUGCCCUCGGAAAAUCAUUUUCCACAAACUGGUCGCAGAGAUAACGGGCCUCACGUGCUCUGUCCUCCGAUUUGCUGCAAUGAGCUUGGAUCCUUUUGAAGAGCGUCUUCACACAGUUUCGUUUGUGAGCCACCGGAUGGUCGCUGUGAAAACUGAGAAGCUGUGUGGUGUUCGCUGCCUUCCUCUAAACCGUCGUUUCAAGUUCACCGUUUAGGUUUCGUCUGACAAGCACAUCCAGGAAGGGCAACUGCUGUCCCUGCUCAUCUUCCCUCGUGAAUUUUAUGUCAGGGAAGACGUAAUUGAGCAGGCUGUGGAAAUGUUGCAGCAUGUCCUUCUUUACGAUGACGAACGUGUCGUCUACGUAACGGCGCCAAAACACCGGUUCAUGUUGGAUGAAGGCAAUCUUUUCUAACUCCUGUAGGACCAGUUCUGCCACUAAACCGGAGACCGCCUGUUCUGCUGCUGCUGCUGCUGCUGCUGCUGCUGCUGCUGCUGCUGCUGCUGCUGCUGCUGCUGCUGCUGCUGCUGCUGCUGCUGCUGCUGCUGCUGCUGCUGCUGCUGCUGCUGCUGCUGCUGCUGCUGCUGCUGCUGCUGCUGCUGCUGCUGCUGCUGUUUCUUAG
Spirometra erinaceieuropaei is the source of this 698-nucleotide messenger RNA. The record is from the annotation of a GenBank genome assembly. NCBI's taxonomy places the organism in Eukaryota, Metazoa, Platyhelminthes, Cestoda, Diphyllobothriidea, Diphyllobothriidae.